Emys orbicularis (European pond turtle) is the source of this 915-nucleotide messenger RNA. Its product is annotated as NADH-cytochrome b5 reductase 2. Lineage: Eukaryota; Metazoa; Chordata; Testudines; Emydidae. Gene Ontology annotation, molecular function: FAD binding; oxidoreductase activity. The coding region runs from base 1 to 915 and encodes 304 amino acids. The record is from RefSeq and is a predicted model, not a curated record. The transcript has 9 exons.
AUGGAGCCGAGCGCGGACCUGGCCUUGCUGAUUGCUGUGGUUGUCAUUGCCGCAACAGCCGUGCUGUUAGUUUUCAAGGCUGGGAAAUCCCAGAGGAAGAGUGAUCCCAUUACAUUACAGGAUCCACACACUAAGUAUCCAUUGCCAUUGAUAAAGAAAGAGGAGAUCAGCCACGAUACCAAGAAAUUCAGGUUUGGGCUUCCAUCGCCGGAUCAUGUAUUAGGGCUACCUAUAGGCCAGCAUGUUUACCUCUCUUCCAAAAUCAAUGGUAAUCUUGUCAUCCGGGCCUACACUCCAGUUUCCAGUGACGAAGUAAAAGGUUAUGUUGACUUAAUUAUAAAGGUCUACUACAAAAAUGUCAAUCCCAAAUUCCCUGAAGGCGGGAAGAUGUCCCAGUACUUAAACAGCAUGACUGUUGGGGAUACCAUCGACUUCAGAGGGCCAAACGGGCUCCUUGUAUACAAGGGGACAGGUAACUUUGCUAUCAAGCCUGACAAGAAGUCUGAAGCACACAGAAAGUUUGUAAAGCAUCUUGGGAUGAUAGCUGGAGGAACAGGAAUAACUCCGAUGUUGCAGCUGAUCCGUCACAUCACAAAGGAUCCUAAUGAUAAUACAAAGUGUUACCUCCUUUUUGCUAAUCAGACUGAAAAAGACAUAUUACUGAGAGCAGAGCUAGAAGAGGUAGCCAAGAAUCACCCUGAUCAAUUUAAAGUGCGGUAUACAUUGGACAGACCUCCUCACGAUUGGAAGUAUAGCUCUGGCUUCAUUACUGCAGACAUGAUUAAAGCAUACCUCCCUCCCCCAGGCAGAGAGACUCUUAUUCUGAUGUGUGGGCCUCCACCUAUGAUUCAGUUUGCGUGUCAGCCCAAUCUGGAAAAACUUGGUUAUCCCAAAGAUAACACAUUCGCUUAUUAA